AUGAAACGGACCGGCAAGUCACUCAAAACCGCAGCCAAGGACAAGGACAGCCGUAUGGGCGGCUGCAGCACGGCGACGUCCCGAAUCACCGCGACGGACAGCGGAAUCGGAAGCGCAUCUGCGACGGACUGCAGUAAGUGCGAUUCACCCGACAACGUUCAGCAGCACGGCGACGUCCCGAAUCACCGCGACGGACAGCGGAAUCGGAAGCGCAUCUGCGACGGACUGCACAGCACGGCGACGUCCCGAAUCACCGCGACGGACAGCGGAAUCGGAAGCGCAUCUGCGACGGACUGCAGUAAGUGCGAUUCACCCGACAACGUUCAGCAGCACGGCGACGUCCCGAAUCACCGCGACGGACAGCGGAUCGGAAGCACAUCUGCGACGGACUGCAGUAAGUGCGAUUCACCCGACAACGUUCAGCAGCACGGCGACGUCCCGAAUCACCGCGACGGACAGCGGAAUCGGAAGCACAUCUGCGACGGACUGCACAGCACGGCGACGUCCCGAAUCACCGCGACGGACAGCGGAAUCGGAAGCGCAUCUGCGACGGACUGCAGUAAGUGCGAUUCACCCGACAACGUUCAGCAGCACGGCGACGUCCCGAAUCACCGCGACGGACAGCGGAAUCGGACGCGCAUCUGCGACGGACUGCACAGCACGGCGACGUCCCGAAUCACAGCGACGGACAGCGGAAUCGGAAGCGCAUCUGCGACGGACUGCAGUAAGUGCGAUUCACCCGACAACGUUCAGCAGCACGGCGACGUCCCGUAUCACCGCGACGGACAGCGGAAUCGGAAGCGCAUCUGCGACGGACUGCACAGCACGGCGACGUCCCGAAUCACCGCGACGGACAGCGGAAUCGGAAGCGCAUCUGCGACGGACUGCAGUAAGUGCGAUUCACCCGACAACGUUCAGCAGCACGGCGACGUCCCGAAUCACCGCGACGGACAGCGGAAUCGGAAGCGCAUCUGCGACGGACUGCACAGCACGGCGACGUCCCGAAUCACCGCGACGGACAGCGGAAUCGGAAGCGCAUCUGCGACGGACUGCAGUAAGUGCGAUUCACCCGACAACGUUCAGCAGCACGGCGACGUCCCGAAUCACCGCGACGGACAGCGGAUCGGAAGCACAUCUGCGACGGACUGCAGUAAGUGCGAUUCACCCGACAACGUUCAGCAGCACGGCGACGUCCCGAAUCACCGCGACGGACAGCGGAAUCGGAAGCACAUCUGCGACGGACUGCACAGCACGGCGACGUCCCGAAUCACCGCGACGGACAGCGGAAUCGGAAGCGCAUCUGCGACGGACUGCAGUAAGUGCGAUUCACCCGACAACGUUCAGCAGCACGGCGACGUCCCGAAUCACCGCGACGGACAGCGGAAUCGGACGCGCAUCUGCGACGGACUGCACAGCACGGCGACGUCCCGAAUCACAGCGACGGACAGCGGAAUCGGAAGCACAUCUGCGACGGACUGCAGUAAGUGCGAUUCACCCGACAACGUUCAGCAGAACGGCGACGUCCCAAAUCACCGCGACGGACAGCGGAAUCGGAAGCACAUCUGCGACGGACUGCAGUACUGCCAUUCACCCGAUAACGUUCAGCAGAACGGCGACGUCCCAAAUCACCGCGACGGACAGCGGAAUCAGAAGCACAGCUGCGACGGACUGCAGUAA
Molecule: messenger RNA, 1677 nt
Organism: Ornithodoros turicata
Lineage: Eukaryota; Metazoa; Arthropoda; Arachnida; Ixodida; Argasidae
Product: dentin sialophosphoprotein-like
Exons: 9
Coding region: 1-1677 (558 amino acids)
Source: RefSeq, a predicted model, not a curated record